GAUACUAAAAUAGUUCUCAUUUGCAUGUUUGCGCCAUCAUGUUGGGUUUCAAGUGUGAUUUAAUAAUUUCACAGCACGAGGGGCUGUGAGGGUGUCAUGGGUAGGAUUUCCCCCGCUUCGUCUCCCACUCAUUGGGAACUUCCAUGACUUAGGGAAGGAGGAUCCCAGCACUAUAAGUAAACGGGUCUCCGAAUGCCAGAACUCAUACCUCCCUCCGAUUCUGGUCUUGAGUGUUGCCUCGGCGGACAAUCAUUGUUCAGACUCUACUCAAGAUGUCUUCUCUCCGGCUGGCUGUGUUGACUCUCACUGUGGUCCUGCUCUUUGCUGUGUCUCUCACUGAAGGAUUCCGCAUAGCAAAUGCCCCCAAAAAGUGCUGCUUCGAUUUCACCUCGAAAGAGAUCCCAAUUAAACGAAUUUCCAGCUAUUCCAGGACCAGCCCGCAGUGCACCAACCCCGGGAUUCUGUUCAAAACAAAGUUCGGCCGUCAAGUGUGUGCCAGGCCAACGGAGAGCUGGGUGCAGAGCCACAUCAAGGUUCUCAGCAGCAAGUAACACAGCCUGCUUUCCGAUGGGAUCUCCGGCGAUCUCCUCUGUUUUUUAGCUGCUGCUUUCAUACAUGGCGAUUGCUUUAAAAACAUCCGAUGGAGCCGGCCGACAGACUUUCACUUCUGUGUUUUACUGACAGAAUAAGGCAGCUGAGUGGAAAAUGAGGCAAGCUCUGAUGCGAGGGCUUUAGUGUUUUCUCUGAGCAAUCUUUCCAGAAUUUGUUUAGCAGGGGUCUCCUACCUUCAGAACGCUUUUACAGACACAUUGACCUGUGUAUUGACAGAUAGAUCGAGCAUCACUAUUGCAAAUUCCCCUGAUAUAUUGAUAUUGUGAUGCUCAAAAGAAAUGAAAUACAAAACAUGUUUGUUUUUAAAGUGUCAUAUCAUUUUAAAGUGUGUUUUACUGUCACUCUCCGGCAGAUAGGUAUUUACUUGUUAACAGUCUUCCAUUACUUUCUGUUUCCUGGGGAUUUUGUAAUCGCAUAUAAUAUAUGGUAUACUCUAAACUGUUUACUUUUGCCAUAUUGUGACCAGAAAAUCAAUUGGUAUCAUUUACAAAACUAUGGCUUUUUUUCUUCCAAGCCUGAAAACCCAGACAUAAGCUGUCAUUAUUUAAGUACAGGUAUUUAAUUUGAUAGAUAUACAGUGUAGUGUUAAAAUGCUUUUAUACAUGUGUUAACAUUUGUUUUUAAUACUUCUGUUUUCUUGUGUCAUCAUAUUUUCAUUUUUUUGUUUUUUACACACUUUUUUUGUCAGUUAUGGAAUGUAAAAAUGUAUAAUAUGCACAAGGGGAAAUCCGCCUAAAAUUUGGAAAUGACUGUGAAAUUAACAACUCUGUGACUCUUAGAUGCACUGAUUCAAAGAUGUGUGUGAAACUUCAAGCUUCUUUUUAAUAGUUUUAAUGAAAAUCUUUGCUUUUGUUGUGGAAACUUAUCCUUCAAUUAAAGAAACACUGACAUGA
Molecule: messenger RNA, 1505 nt
Organism: Lepisosteus oculatus (spotted gar)
Lineage: Eukaryota; Metazoa; Chordata; Actinopteri; Semionotiformes; Lepisosteidae
Product: C-C motif chemokine 3-like
Biological process (GO): immune response
Cellular component (GO): extracellular region
Molecular function (GO): chemokine activity
Source: RefSeq, a predicted model, not a curated record